Molecule: messenger RNA, 2471 nt
Organism: Rhinichthys klamathensis goyatoka
Lineage: Eukaryota; Metazoa; Chordata; Actinopteri; Cypriniformes; Leuciscidae
Gene: grb14
Product: growth factor receptor-bound protein 14
Exons: 15
Coding region: 231-1814 (527 amino acids)
Biological process (GO): negative regulation of insulin receptor signaling pathway; insulin receptor signaling pathway
Cellular component (GO): cytoplasm; plasma membrane
Source: RefSeq, a predicted model, not a curated record
ACACAUCACAUGACUGUACGAGCACAACGCCUUUAAAUGCGACACUAAAGUGCGGUCUGAGGGAUCUUAGGUUUGGCAGGGACACGCUUUAACACGGUACAGUAACACACUGUACUGUACUGUACUGUAGUAUGUGAAAUAUGCACAUGUCAGCAAAACAACUACUCGCGCCCACAGCUGCUGUUCUGGACGAGAGAAGACUCAUGAGCUGCUGGAUGUAACCUGGCUCCAUGAGUGCUAUGAAUGACUCCCUGGAUGAGACACACACCUCUGGCAGCCUCGGGGAGAAAGCGGCCAUAUUUCGGGGAGCGAGAGGCAGUGGGAACGUCGUCGGGCCAGCCUUCAUCCCAUUGCGCUCGCCCUUGCAGCCACCCAAUGCUGCGGUCUCCACGCUCUUCAAGGGGAAUAGGAAAGGUAGAGAGGUGGAUGAUACACAAAUGGGACCCGUCCCGAAUCCCUUCCCAGAGUUGCUGCCAUCCACCGUCUCUCUAGUGUCUGAGUGUCUGUUACCCUGGACCAAAACCAGUGCGACUCAGGUAAUCAAAGUGUACAGUGAAGACAACACCAGCCGAGCGGUGGAGGUGCCCAGUGACAUCACUGCCCGGGACAUCUGCCAACUGUUCAUCCUGAAGAACCACUGCAUUGAUGACCACAGCUGGACCCUGUUCGAGCAGAUCCCACAUCUGAGUAUCGAGAGAACCAUAGAAGACCAUGAGUCAGUUAUGGAGGUUCAGUCUGGCUGGGGCAUGGACUCACAAUGCUGUCUGUACUUCAGGAAGAAUUAUGCCAAAUACGAGUUCUUCAAGAAGCCUCUUGACUUUUUCCCAGAGCACAUGGUGUCUAUAUCGAGUGAAACCAAUGGAAUCAUGAACCACUCACAACUCAUACAGACCUUCCUCAGUUCCAGUUCUUGUCCUGAGAUUCACGGGUACCUCCACGCCAAAGAGCAUGGCAGGAAAUCAUGGAAGAAGUUCUACUUCGUGUUAAGAAGAUCAGGAUUGUACUUCUCCAACAAGGGCACAUCAAAGGAACCCAGACACUUGCAGUUCAUUGCAGAGUUCGGUGACAGUGACGUCUACACAUUAUUAUCAGCCAGAAAAGUUUACGGCGCCCCGACAGACUACGGCUUCUGUGUGAAGGCAAGCAAGUCAAAUUCUGCACGUGACCUGAAACUGCUCUGUGCGGAUGAUGAGCAAACCAGGACGUGUUGGGUUACAGCCAUGCGCCUCUUCAAGUAUGGCAUGCAGCUUUACCAGAACUUCAUCCAGCCCUAUCAGAAGCAGAAGAGUUCUCCAAUGAGGAGCAUCUCUGAGAACUCGCUGGUGGCCAUGGACUUCUCAGGACACAAGAGUCGGGUGAUAGAGAACCCGUCAGAGGCGCUGUCAGUGGCUGUGGAAGAGGGCCUGUCGUGGAGGAGGAAAAGCUGCCACAGACUGAGCUCUCAUGGUAGUCCAUCCGCCUCUCAGAGCUCCAUGUCCAACAUAGCCAUCCAUGUGGCUCAGCCGUGGUUUCACAGCAAACUGUCCCGGGACGAGGCUCAAAAAUUAAUCACUCAGCAGGGCCUCAUCGAUGGGGUGUUUCUGGUAAGGGACAGCCAAAGUAACCCGAGGACAUUUGUUCUGUCACUGUGCCAUACGCAGAAAAUCAAACACUUUCAGAUUGUACCGGUUGAAGAAAACAGCGAGCUCUUCUACAGUCUGGACGACGGACACACACGCUUCACUGACCUUCUGCAACUAGUUGAGUUUUACCAGCUGAACAGAGGCGUUCUCCCCUGUAAGCUCAAACAUCACUGUGCCCGCAUCACCCUCUGAGGUUUUCUGGACAUCAGUUUGUGCCUUCGACAGGAAACACACACCGACUUUGUCCUGUAUAGUUUCACUGUCCACCCUCUGAUGAGCAUUAGGGUCUGAACUCUGUGUGUUUGAUAUGGAUGAGUAUUACUAAAGGACUUUUGAGGACCCUAAUAUUCACCAAGGGAUGAUCAUCUGUGGUGCGGCAAUGUAUAACGUACUAUAUCCUGAUACAAACACUCUCAGUGUGGAUGAGACCACCUUAUUAAGCUAUCAAUCAAAGCUAAUGUUUAAUGGCAGACCGUCUGGUGUGAACAAACUAAAGUCGGGUGCACAUUGCUACGAUUUUUUCUUGGGUAAAACAUUUCUUUCAGCAUGAAUAAGGUACAAAUUACAACCCCUUAUUUUUUUUACGACAAUUUAUUAUUAUUGUUGUAUUUAUGUAACGUUUAAUGUAAUAGUUAAUGCAUUAAGUUACAUUUAAUAACAAUGAGCAAUGCAUUUGUUGCAGUAUUUAUUAAUCUUUGUCAGUUAAUAAAAUACAGUGGUUCAUUGUUAGCUCAGGUCUAUUAGAUAAUAUUAAAGGGGCUAUAUGUAGAAUUCAGAAACCCUUGUUAUUAGCGACACCGGUGGCCGUUAAGUGAACUGCAGCCAGCAACGAGUAUUUUUAUUUAAUUA